GCUUGGAAUACUUCUACAUGGGCUAAGAAACACGAAAGAGUGAAAACAAGAGCUACAGUUCUAUUUGAUCAAAACUUUUGGCCUCACAUUGCUUACUGUGUGAGGAGUGUUACUCCUUUAGUGAGUGUUCUACGGGAAGUUGAUUCAGAAGAGAAGCCUUGUAUGGGAUAUAUGUAUCAUUUGAUGACUAAGGCUAAGGAAAAUAUAGCUUUCAAUUGUGGUAAUAACGAAAAAAAGUAUGGUCCUAUUUGGAGAAGAAUAGAUGAAAGAUGGACGAGCCAACUUCAUCGUCCAUUACAUGCUGCGGGGUAUUAUUUGAACCCGCAAUUGCCAUUUAAAAAUAAAUUCUCUGAUGAAUUUGAAAUCAAAGAAGGUUUACAUAAUUACAUAGAAAGGAUGUUAGAUUAUGAUGAGAGAUUAAAAGUGGAUAUCCAGUUAGAUUCUUACGAUCACUUGAGAGGCGAUUUUGGGAGCCAGUUAGCCAUGGAUUCAAGAAAGAUGUGAUCUCUUGCUGAUUGGUGGAUGCGCUUUGGAGGUCGAACUCCAGAGUUGACAAAAUUUGCUAUUCGCGUCUUAAGUCUGACUUGUAGCUCCUCGGGCUGUGAAAGAAAUUGGAGUACCUUUGAGUCGAUUCAUACGAAAAAAAGAAAUAGGCUUGAGCAUUGCAGGAUAAAUGCUUUAGUUUAUGUAAGAUAUAAUACAAGAUUAAGAGAGUGGAGCAUCAAAAGAAAAAUGCACAAGAUUGAUCCUAUUUUGGUUGAUGAAGUUGAUUCGGAUGAUGAAUGGAUUACUGAAAGAGAAGAUCCUGUACUUCCUGAAGAACCUUCGUGGCUUGACGAGGAGAACUUAUUUGAUGUCGAUGUUAUUAAAAUGGUGUCAUGUACUCCGUAUGAGGAUGAGCUUAUAAAUGAUACUACAAUUGAUGUCGGUAGUACACAAAAUACAAGUGAAUCUGGUCCUUUUAACAAAAAGCAGAAAGUAGCUGAAAUUUCAGAUUUACAGAGGGGCAAUUCUUCUUCACAAGUUCAAAUAGAUGAAGGACUGCAAGAUGUGGAUAUUGUUGAUGAAGCAAGAUGGACUAAUACAAACACUCUGAAUUUGAAUGACGAUGAACUCCACUUUGAUAGCGAUUGACUGUGUCUGUAACAAACCUUGUCCCUCUUUUUUUGUUUUUUUGUUUGUUCGUUUGAUAUUUUUUUACCUGAAUGAGUUUAUGGAAUUAAUAGAAAAACUCUCAUCUUGUUUUGGAGGGGGAUUUUAGCUGUAUCAGUUUAUUACCAAGUUGUUAUACCAAGUUGUGCAUCCACAUUUACCACAUCUGCAACAUUUUCUACAUUAUUUUGAACCACAGAAGUAUAAGAUACUUGCAACCACUGCUUUUGUACUAAGUCACCAACUGCAUUUUUCUAUUUGUUGUACUAAGUCACCAAUCGCUUUUUUCUAUUUGUUGCGGUGCCUUUUUGACCUUUUUGCUCUCAUGGAUGAAACCUACUCUCAAGAAAAUAGGCUAGAUAAAGUGUAUUUUUUGAUCACCGAAUGUUGAAUUCUUCAUUUUGUUCCCAAAUGGGAGUUGAUGUAUUUAUGCUGAACUUUCAUAAGCAAACUUGUGCUUGUAAGUAGUGUAUAAUGGAUUGUUUUGACU
This is a messenger RNA of Lycium ferocissimum, 1642 nucleotides long. RefSeq lists its product as uncharacterized. Bases 523 to 1134 code for a protein of 203 amino acids. The transcript is spliced from 3 exons. The record is from RefSeq and is a predicted model, not a curated record. Gene Ontology annotation, molecular function: protein dimerization activity. NCBI's taxonomy places the organism in Eukaryota, Viridiplantae, Streptophyta, Magnoliopsida, Solanales, Solanaceae.